Haemonchus placei is the source of this 420-nucleotide messenger RNA. The record is from the annotation of a GenBank genome assembly. Lineage: Eukaryota; Metazoa; Nematoda; Chromadorea; Rhabditida; Trichostrongylidae.
GCGGAAGCGUUGGCUCGUUUUGGAUGGGAAAGUAACCAUCAUUCCUAUAUGGUUGAUGAGAGGCUGAAAAAAGAUGAUGAACUGUCUGAACGACGCUCUACACCUUCCACGGCACCACAGAUUAUCGUGAGAGGACCUCGAAGUGAUAGCGAUGCACGCUCUGUCAGUCCUUCAUCACGGUGCCGCUCGAGCAGUCUCGCGGUAACAACGUCACCAUCAGUCGCUCGUCGCGUAGACCCACGACUACGGCGGACUAGAAGCGCAACUGCAGUCCACUUAGCAAAUCAUCACAGAAGAACUUCAACGAAAGGAAGUGACGAUGCAACACCACGCCAUGAACGAGCCGUCACUGGUGAUUCGAUAUUUACCAGCGGAUUGGGCUCUCUGAGCGAGGAUUCGGCUACUGCGGAUGGUAGUUGA